AUUGACAAAAACAAUGGGAUCUUGUUGUCAUUUAGACUUCAGUCUGUCAGAGAAAUGGGAGAAAAGUCCAUGGAGGAAAAAGAUCCUAUUAGUCAUAACGAUGGUAGUGCAAGUUCAGGAGACAAGCAUUUGGAGGGUGGUACUUAUGAAUAUCUUGGCAAUGCUUAUUUUAGUGUGGGUUAUUUCAAAGAAGCCAUAGAGCACCACAACCUACAUCAUAAAAUAGCCAAAGAAGUAGGAGACAAGCAUGGGGAGGGUGUUGCUUAUGGCAAUCUUGGAAAGGCUUAUCGCCAUCUGGGUGAUUUCAAAAAAGCCAUAGAGUACCACAACCUACAUCAUAAAAUAGCUAAAGAAGUAGGAGACAAGCAUGGGGAGGGUGUUGCUUAUGGCAAUCUUGGCAAGGCUUAUUUUAGUCUGGGUGAUUUCAAUAAAGCCAUAGAGUACCACAACCUACAUCUUAAAAUAGCUAAAGAAGUAGGAGACAAGCAUGGGGAGGGUACUGCUUAUGGCAAUCUUGGCAGUGCUUAUUUUAGUCUGGGUGAUUUCAAAAAAGCCAUAGAGUACCACAAUCUACAUCUUAAAAUAGCUAAAGAAGUAGGAGACAAGCAUGGGGAGGGUGUUGCUUAUGGCAAUCUUGGCAAGGCUUAUCGCCGUCUGGGUGAUUUCAAAAAAGCCAUAGAGUACCACAACCUACAUCAUAAAAUAGCUAAAGAAGUAGGAGACAAGCAUGGGGAGGGUGUUGCUUAUGGCAAUCUUGGCAAGGCUUAUCGCCGUCUUGGUGAUUUCAAAAAAGCCAUAGAGUACCACAACCUACAUCUUAAAAUAGCUAAAGAAGUAGGAGACAACCAUGGGGUGGGUGUUGUUUGUAGCAAUCUUGGCAGUGCUUAUGACAGUCUUGGUGAUUUCCAAAAAGCCAUAGAGUACCACAACCUAAAUCUUAAAAUAGCUAAAGAAGUAGGAGACAAGCAUGGGGAGGGUGUUGCUUAUGGCAAUCGUGGCAAUGCUUAUGACAGUCUGGGUGAUUUCAAAAAAGCCAUUGAGUAUCACUACCUACAUCUUAAAAUAGCUAUAGAAGUAGGAGACAAGCACGGGGAGGGUGGUGCUUAUGGCAAUCUUGGCAAUGCUUUUCGCAAUCUGGGUGAUUUCAAGGGAGCCAUAGCGUACCACAACCUACAUCUUAAAAUAGCUAAAGAAUUAGGAGACAAGCAUGGGAAGGGUGGUGCUUAUGGCAAUCUUGGCAAUGCUUAUUUAAGUCUGGGUGAUUUUAAAAAAGCCAUAGAGUACCACAACCUACAUCUUAAAAUAACUAAAGAAGUAGGAGACAAGCAUGGGGAGGGUGUUGCUUAUGGCAAUCUUGGCAAUGCUUAUUUUAGUCUGGGUGAUUUCAAAAAAGCCAUUGAGUAUCAUUGCCUACAUCUUAAAAUAGCUAAAGAAGUAGGAGACAAGCACGGGGAGGGUGGUGCUUAUGGCAAUUAUGGCAAUGCUUAUUUUAGUCUGGGUGAUUUCAAUAAAGCCAUAGAGUACCACACCCUACAUCUUAAAAUAGCUAAAGAAGUAGGAGACAAGCAUGGGAAGGGUAAUGCUUAUGGCAAUCUUGGCAAUGCUUAUCGCCGUCUGGGUGAUUUCAAAAGAGCCAUAGAGUACCACAACCUACACCUUAAAAUAGCUAAGGAAGUAGGAGACAAGCAUGGGGAGGGUGGUGCUUAUGGCAAUCUUGGCAAUGCUUAUUUUAGUCUGGGUGAUUUCAAUAAAGCCAUAGAGUACCACAACCUACAUCUUAAAAUAGCUAAAGAAGUAGGAGACAAGCAUGGGGAGGGUAGUGCUUAUGGCAAUCUUGGCAGUGCUUUUUUUAGUCUGGGUGAUUUCAAAAAAGCCAUAGAGUACCACAAUCUACAUUUUAAAAUAGCUAAAGAAGUAGGAGACAAGCAUGGGGAGGGUGUUGCUUAUGGCAAUCUUGGCAAUGCUAAUUUUAGUCUGGGUGAUUUCAAAAAAGCCAUAGAGUACCACAACCUACAUCUUAAAAUAGCUAAAGAAGUAGGAGACAAGCAUGGGGAGGGUAGUGCUUAUGACAAUCUUGGCAGUGCUUAUUUUAGUCUGGGUGAUUCCAAAAAAGCCAUGGAGUACUACAAUCUACAUCUUAAAAUAGUUAAAGAAGUAGGAGACAAGCAUGGGGAGGGUGUUGCUUAUCGCAAUCUUGGCAAUGCUUCUGACAGUCUGGCUGAUUUAAAAAAACAGGUACCCAACGGGUACUUGUGUCUGCUGCAAUAGGAUGGCGUUUUCACAAAGAACAGUGGCAUAUGUUACUCCAGUGAUUUUUUUAAAAAAAGGUCCGCUAUGCUAACAUGUGGUAGUGCAAGGUGUUUCCUGGGAGCGGAUAGUUUUAUUUUAUGCAAUCAAGUGUAGUACUUCUGUUUCUUUUAUACUAGGGUGUUUUUUUUUUUUUUUUUUUUUUUUUGCCUUGUGUUCACUAUGUUGUAUGUCCAUUAGCAUUAAUAUUUUUCAAAAUGAACUGCAUGUAACAUAUAAAGGUAUGGAAAUAAGUGUACCGGAAAAAAUCGUAACGCAGUGGCAAAGACAAUGUGGUAAUUCAAUUGCUUUUAUUAACACAACUCAUUUUGUUAAACAUUAGUAAUUCCACAUGGUAUAUUUAUGUUGUAAUGAACUGUAACGAAACUUAAUGGUACUUCAAGAACUGUUUAAGGGGCAAUAACUGUAACGGAACUACUCAAAGUUAACGAAAUUGCCAAAAAAUUGCAAUAAAGUGUAAUCUAAUUAAUAGCAACUGAACCACUCAUUCAAUGUUGUAUGUUGUUACUUUUUGAUCGAAAUCAUUUACACAAUGAUUUUAAUAGGAAUAAACUAUAACAGCAUUUCUGCCUGUGUAUACUGUUUUACAGGCUGUAUGUGAGCGUAAAUCUGGCAUUAAUAAAAGAACUUUGUAAUUUUGUUUGUACAGGUUUGAACUUCCCACGUUUUUGUUUUCAACCUUUGCCAAUGAUGAGGGAAGUACAUGAACAGCUAUUCAAAUGAUAUAGGGAGAUACCUCGUUUAUGAUCUUUGAUUUAUUGUCAUAUUUUAUUUUUAAGAUUGAAGCAUCUAAGAGUGCUUCUGUUAUCUUUUCUUCAUCCAGUGUUUGUGGACGUUGUAAGAUAUUAAAAACUUUUUUAAUUUGUUCUUGGAAGAAUGUUACAGUGAACUGGUUGUCAUCUUGUGAAACUUUAACUUGUGCAAAACAGUUCUUAAUACAUUUAUCUCUUUUUUGCGUCAGAUUACAGUUACCACAUUUUAUAAUCUUGGCAGUAAAAGAUCCAUCUGCUACCUUUUUGUGGCACUGUAAACAUGAAAGGUACUUUCCGAAUGUUAGCAGACCAAUGACUUCAACCUUGGCUUCUGUGGUUGUAAAAGAAUCAGGCAGUUCAACAGACUGGGGUAAGGAUUCAAUGAAGUCCUCUGCUUCCGACACUGUACAGUCAUGCAUCGUUGUGCCCAAGGCCAGUUUGUCAGACUUGUAUUCUUUUAUAACUCUAACGUUAUGGAAUGUAUAAGUUUUUCCUUCACUGACUUCAUUUAUUUUGUCUUCCCAGAGAGUUAAUGUUAUUGUUCCGGGUGGAUCGCUGAGGAAGCAUUCAGCUUUACAUUUUUCUCCAUUCGCUGUAGUUACUUUUUUUGUACCACUGAUCUUUGUAACUUUCGCUUUAAUUGUUAUCAGCUGUUGGAAGUGGACACCAGAGAGUGACGCUAUGUUAUUUGUUUGUGGUAUUUCUUUUGGUGCGAAUGAUACCUCGGUUGCGUCAAUUCGGACUUUGUUGUCCAUAAGUACUGUAUUUGAUUUAAGAUCCAUUUGGAAGUUGCUAAGCUUCACAGGGCUCUUUUUUGAACUUCUGGCUUUCAGGUCAUCGUGUUUUUUUUGUGGCAAAAGCAUAUUGCUCUAACGGUACUAUCAGAGCCAGUUUGAAGUAACAUUUCAAAGUAGCUUGAUUUUGAGCUUUUCUUCACUGGCGAUACAGCAUGGAGAUAUCCUGUUAGUUCAUGAGGUUUGUCCAUGUUAAAGCUGUUGAGAGAAAGAGAUUUAAAAUGAAUAUUUGUAGCAAGAUAAUAAAUUUUAAUAUAUUUUAAUUAAAGAAAUUGUAUUUUUGCGUUGUACAUGUAAAGUUGUAAUGUAAUGUUUAAAGCAAAGUAAUACUUGCCUUUGUAAGUUUUAAUCAUAUGGCGGGGAAAAGAGAGCGUUCAGGGUUACUAUCCAAAAUUAGACAGCAACCUCAAACAACACAAGAAAAUUUAAACUACAUGUAGCAGUUCUCAAUGAGAAAUGAGUGCUGCUGUUAGUUGCAUGUUUUAAUACUACGUACAACACGUGCUAUCAUUUGUUUAUAAAAUACAAGGCGAAUAUCUAAUCCUACUGGAGUUAUGACGAUUGCAGCUCAUUUACAGAUGUCAACUCAUGCUUUUAUUUGUUUAUAAAAUACAAAGCAAAUAACUAAUCCUACCCGGCCAAGUUACGACGCUUGGAGCUCAUUUACAGAUGUGGUAUUAAAGCUUCCUUUUGAAACAUUUAAGCAACAGAAUCCUCUUUUAAGCUCAGUUACACCACACAAAAGAGUUUUAUUUUCGAUAUUUCUAGUUUCUUUGACACUUUUACGGUUAAUUUAUCGAUGGCUUCAAGAAUAUUGACGGCUGUCUACAGCAGCAAUUAUGUUCGAAUUAAUGCACAGAUUGCUUUAUGAUCUGAAAAAUAUGUUUCUAAAAUGUGCAAAUUCACCUGUGAUUCAGGUAAAUUAGUAUAAAUGUGGUCUAUGGUGGUUCUGUUGUCAGUUGUAUAACAUGAUAUUAAUUGCCUGUAGCUGUUUUCUCUAAUGAACAAAUUAUAAAGAGGAAGUUUCUCUUUUUUCAUUUAACCAGUUCACGUUGAAAUCACCCAUAAAUAGUUUAAAUUGGGAACAGUUCAUAGUCAGAAGUUCUGUUAAUGCUAAACACAUCUGUCGUACAGGCACUCUGGGUGACCGAUACACACCUAUUAUGGUAAUUUGUGGUAUUUUUUCAAGUUUUACAAUAGUUAUUUCUACGCCAUUUGUGUUCAUGCAAACUGGAUACCCAGGAAUAAAACUUAUUUUACUAUACACAGCUGUUCCACCAUAAGGUCUGGUAUUACAUGUUGUGCAUUGACUGUCAUUUCUAAAUAAACUGUAGCCACUAAUUGUGUAUGCAGUAUUGCUGUCUAAAGUAUAUAACCUUGUUUCUGAGAAUAUACUGACAUCAGUAUGUGAAUAGUUCAAAUCUUUGCGUAUGUCUUCUAUAUGUUUAUGCAAUGAUCUUGAAUUAAGGAAGCAUAACUUAACAGUAGGUUCAUGUAUUUCAUAAAUAGGAGUUAAAGAAAAGUGGAGAUGCUUUUCUGUCCGUAAGCGUUGCAUUUCUGCUUUAACAUCAUGAUUUACAGCUAUUUUGUUCUCACAAAGGUCAGUUAUGUAAAGCCCUUCUAUAGUUGUUACUCUACUUAAUCCUACAUAAUGAAUGUGAGGUAUUGCUCUCCUGGUGUUAAAGUUAACUACUAUUCUUGUCUCAGUGUCACCUUGUGAUCUGUGAAUGGUUUUAGCAGCUGCAGGUCUCAAUGGAAAUUGCUUUCUCACAACCUGAGCUGUUCUGUUUCUUCCAACUGCAAAUUGUGCAGUGAUAGGUUUGAUAGGAGUCCAUUUGCGUUCAAUACCUUGUACAAAUAAGUGCCUGUAAUCAUGUCUAGUUUUUCCUCCUACAUGUGCUUGGUCAAAUUCUACCCAUAUUAUUCCAGAAGGUCUGUUUUUGUCAUGUAAUUGUAUCUUCCUUACAAUAUUAGCAGCACCAUUUGUCAUGCCAUCAUCAGUCCUUAGAUUCACUGCGAUUUCUGUUCUUUCACCUUCAGCAAGUUGAAGGUUUAAAGGUAAUUGCUUAGUUUUUCUAGGAUCAAGUGGUACUUGCUUUAAGAUCUUAUCCCUUAGUUCUGCAGAGUUAGCACCCACAACACUAUGUAAGGCUGUUAUUGUAUACUUUUCACCAGUUGCAGCCAUGUGAACUCUCCUAUUAAACUCAUCAACUUUAGAAUUCUGUAUGAACAAAUGGGGGACAUCGAUAGGGUAAUUUGUACAAUUUUCUGAAAUGCAUCUCUCUUUAAGUUUUGCAAUGUCUUCUGGAGUGUGAUUACCUUCUCUUAACCUGUUAACAAGUUGAGCAAAUUCUUUGCUUUCUCUUUGUCUCAUAAUUUCUUCUAAUUCAAACAUUGUAUAUAGUUCUUGCCACAAGUUGGGAGCAAGAGCUCGAUAUUCUGAGUUGUUCAUAUCUUUAAACACAUAACCAUCCAUAACAGGUUCUAACUGAAAUAAAUCACCAAGUGCUAUCAUGCUUACACCUCCAAAUGGUUCUUUGCUGCCCAUAAUAUCUUUUAAUCUGUUAUUUAUUUGUACAUUAAACAUAGUAUUGCCAACCAUUGAAAUUUCAUCCAAAAAUAUUAGUUUCACUGCACGAAGUUUACAUCUCAGAGUGUUAAGUCUACUUGAGUCAAGAGGUUUAUAAAUCUUUAGUGACUGGCUUGCUGGAGUUGCCAAGGUACUGUGUAUUGUAUUACCUUGUAUGCCAAAAGCAGCUUUUCCAGUUGGUGCUAAUAACAGUAUUUUAACAUCAUUGAAGUCUUCACCAGCUCUGGAGUUGUAAUAUUUUAGUGCUGCUUGAUAUAGACAUUUGACCAGAUGGGACUUGCCCACUCCAGCUCCUCCAGAGAGGAAAUAGUAGAAUGGUUUGUCUGAUGUUUUAACAAUAUGCAAGAUAUGAUAAAAAAAAUUCCUUUUGCUUUUGAUUUAGUGUUUGCACCAAUUGUCUGUACUCUUGGUCUUGUAAUUCAUUUAGUAUCAGUGGUUCACUAGUUUCUAUUGCUGAAGGAAUUCCAACAUCUUCUGAUAAAUCAUAGUUUUCAUUGAGAUCAGGAUGCAAAUCUUGAAGACCCUCAGCCUCAUCCUGGUAUUCUCUGUUUUUUGUAAAUGGUGCUAUUGAGUCAAAAUGAUCAUUGUCUUCAUCAAGAUGAAUCAAGUGUUCAUGGAUUUUGUCUAAGUCUUCACUGCAAACAGCAUAUAGUUUCAUUUGCUUAUUUAUACUAUCUUUUACAUUUAUGAAACGUUCUUGGUAGGAGGAACAGUUAGCUAACAAAUCAGUGUCCUCAUUUCUCCAUGAUGUAAACAGCAUUAUUAAUUCACGAUAAUGUUUUUCUGGAUCUUUUUCACAGUUAUACCAAACACUUCUUAUAAUUCUAGCCUUUGAUCUUUUUUUGUUACUUUUGGGAUUGAUGAGAUUAUCCUCAAAAAGGUCAUCGUCAUUUUGUUCAUCAUCAGCUGUUUCUAAUGGAAGGUUAUCAGAAUCUCUUUCGAAUGAUUUUUUUGCAUAUGGUUUUCCACAUGAGUCAUACCAUGCAGCCCAAUCUGCCAAUGUUAAGUAUUCAAAGCUGAAAGGGCGUUUUGCAUAUCUUUGCAAAAGACCAUUGGUAUAUACAUCUUCACAAUCAUCAUCCAUUUCUUCAAUGUCAUUUAUUGAUUUUAAAAGCUGAACUCUUUCAUUAGGAGGAGUGGUAUUUAUGAAUAUUACUUGACGAGAAGACUUCUUCAUAGGAAGCUGUAAAACAAUGUAAACAGCUUCUUGUGCACUUAUCUCGACACUGUUUAAAAAUUUGUUUCCAAUGUCUCGUACUUGUUGCUUUAUGCUAGAAUUUCCUUUUCUGGCUUCAGCACAUGCUUGUCGUAAAAGUUCACUCAUUCCUUUUUGUGCUUUAGAAAUAUAUGAAACUAUGUACAUGGCACAUGCAUACACAUCAAGUACAAACUGGAUAUCCAUGUUUGCUCUCCACGCCUCGAGGGAAGCAGGAUUAUAGUUGUUUAUUCUUAACUCAUUCGGUUUUCUUUUUAAAAACACAGUUGGUGAAUUUAACGAUGACCUCACAGCUAGUCGAUAUUCAUUUUCAGUAACUUUUAAUUUGACAAGUAGUUGUUCAAAUGUUAUAGGUUCGCCUUCUUUCAUAUCAUUUAAUUGCUUGUUGAUUAUUUUCCAAGUGUCUUUGUGCUGUUUUAUUUUAUUUUGUGGCAUUUCUGCUUCUAAAGGGUAAAGAAUUUCAGUUGCUCUCAUAGGAGGUUGUGGAUAGUUAAAUCGACAUUCAUUCUUUGACUUUUUUCUACAAGUGUGACAAUGCCUGUGAAUUUGCCUGUUCACUAGUUUAUGUAAUUCUGUAUUAUCAACUGGCCACUGACAACUAAUUAUUUUAUCAAUAAAGUCUGUAACGGCAGCAUCGUCGUUGACUCCAAAUACUGGUGCAUCUUCAAGCCAUAUAAGCAUGUGUAUGUGGGGUGAGCCCCGCUGCUGGUAUUCUACUCGGUAAAACCAGUCAGAAAUUUUGCCUAAUGGUUGAGCUUUACCAAAAAGAAAGUUCGUGAGAAAUUGACUAAUUUGAUAAUCAAAAUGUCUAGCACAUGUCACUGGGUCACUUUGAAUAAGCCUGCAUUUCUCAUCCCAGGUCAUAUUUUCAAGCUCACUGGUAGUGAAGUCUUUGUGAUCAACUACCUGGCCAAGUAUUCGAAGGAAAUGUAUCCAUUGUGUUUCUGCUGAAGAAAAACUACAGAAUAUAGAAGAUGGUCCUAAUUGUCUAAUCAUUGCCAACAAAUCUUUCUUAGCCUUUUCAAAAUAUGGUGGUGAACCUCUUAAUGCUCUCAAGAAUUGGAAUCCUUCAUCAAGAUGAAUCAAGCGCUCUAUUGCUCCUUCACAUUUCAACUGUCCUGCAUUUAAAGAUCUAUUAUUUCCUUUGCACUUUCUAAGAGCAACUUGUGAUUUCUAACAUAAUUUUCAUUUGAAGUUUUUUUUUUGUUUUAAAGAAUAUGUUUUCAACACACAUAGCAGCUCUCCUAUCUGAGCGUCUUAGUUCAGAUUUACAGAUGUCGCUAUAAUGAACGUUAACUAGUCUAUCUUUAUUUUCCGGCCGACCUUGACCAAGGAAUAUACCAGGAUACGCUAAUUCUUCAGAAUAUUGAUCUCUGAAUAUACUUAGGGGUUUGGUUCCUUCUCCUGGUGCAACAUUUAAUAUAUGUUGAGGCUCACUGUCUUCAACAAAUUCUGUGUUCGUCAACAUGGUGUCAGUAACACCAGCAGGUAUUUCUGCCUCAUCUUCAGUCCACUGAUCAUCACUAUCAGUGACAUCACUUCCACUAAUAUUACUUUGCUUAUUGCAGCUACUGGUGUUUUGUAUUUCUUCUGAUUGUUCAUUUUGAUUUUCAGGAUUAGUUUCACCUAAUAAACUGUUUACUCCCCAGUCUUGAUUUACAGUUAUUCCUUCCUGUUUGUAGAGAGUGCUGUUAUUAACUAGCCAAUUGGCUGCUUGAACAACUUUAUGUGGCCUUAUAUUGAGAGACAAUGCUGAGCUUUUGUAUUGCAAUUUUCUCUUUAAAUUGACUUUAAUUGUACCAGCAUCAUUGGGUAACCUUGGUAAGAUAUUGACAGUAUCAGUUACUUCUGCUGGGACAUUUUCAACAUUUCCAUUAUUUUGAAUUGCCUUCCUCUUGGAGCUUGCAUUAAUUUUUGAAAUGCAAGUCUUGGAGCUACAAGCCUACAUUCCAGUUCAUUGAGGUCAAAAAAUUCAGGUUUUAUUGGAAAACUCAUUCCAUUCAAUAUGGCAAGGGGUGGAACUUUAUUCUUUGCUAAGUAAUUAUGACAAGUUCUACAUAGCCACUCUUUAUUGUUGACACUUUUUGUUUUUAAAAGAUAUUUUUCAGCAGCAGGGUUUGAUUUUCUUAUUUUAGUAGCUGGGUAAACACUGUGUUUAUACCACAGCUGAUCACAACAACUACAAAUAUAUAAGGGGCCCUGUGACACAAUGUCAUGAAACCUCAUUAUUAAGGCAGCCAUGUUUUGUAUUUUUUCGUUUGUUUCUUUUUGACUUUCAGCAUUAUUAUUUUCUUUAGUGGUUGAGGUUUGCUUCUUGUUGUUACACUUAUACUUUUGAUUCAUUUUAGUAGCCCUUUUGUUAUUUCUGUAAUGUUUCAUGUAAGAAGUCCAGUUUUUUUUCUGCUCCUGUGUCUUGGAUUUGCAUUUAUUUUUUCCACUACUGUUAGUGCUUAUUCUUAAAUUGUUUACAUCAGAAUUGUGUUUUCUUUUUCGACUUCCAUUAUUUACUAGUACAGCAUUUGUAUUCUCUUUAGUGGGUGAACUUUGUUUAUCACUGUUACAUUCAUAGCUUUGAUUCAUUUUACCAGCCCUUCUGUUAUUUCUGUAAUAAUUCAUGUAAGAAUUCCAUUUAUUUUUUUGCUCAUGAGUUUUGGAUCUGCAUUCAUGGUUUUCACUGUUCUUAGUACUUAUCCUAACAUCGUUCAGAUGGUAAUAAUUGUGUUUUCUUUUUCGACUACCAUUAUUUACAAAUACAGCAUUUGUAUUCUCUUUAGUGGGUGAACUUUGUUUAUCACUGUUACGUUCACAGCUUUGAUUCUUUUUACCAGCCCUUCUGUUAUUUCUGUAAUAAUUCAUGUAAGAAUUCCAUUGCUUUUUUUUUCAUUGCUCUUAGUGGUUAUUCUAACAUCAUUCAGAUUGGAAUAAUUAUUGCGUUUUCUUUUUCCAGUACUAUUGUGUACUUGUUCAGGAAGAACAUUUUGUUCUGUAAAAUUGAAAUCACUAUUGUGACUUCUGUAAGAGUGCUCAUUUCCUGAGUAAGAGCUAUUUGGUAUUGUUGAUACAUAAUGCACUUCGUUUUCAUGACCUAUAUAUAUUGUUCUUGGUUGCUGUGAUGAUGAAUGGCGUGGCUCUAUUAAAGUUGCCUUUCCAAAAUUUAUGUGAGAUUCUACAAUAUAAAUUUGUAUAUUAAGUGAUUCUGCAACUGCUUGUACAAUUAAUGCAUCACACCAUGUACCUUGCAUUGACAUAUUUGUCAAGUAACCAUUCCAUGAGUUCUGAGUGUUGCUUUCAAUGAAACGUUCAGGGUUAUCCCUGAGGUAUUGGACAGCAGCUUGUCUGAUGUGAAAGUGAUGACUGGGAUUACCAUACAAUUGAUGUGAUACGGCUUUAAAAAAGCAGUCACCUGCACCACCCACAUCUAAAGCUAUCAAUCCUAACUGUCCUAAUCGAAAGUUAAGCAAUGUUGAGGAAUCCACUGACAAAUUGGUCUGAUUGUUCACAUUCUGUUCGGGACCUGGAUUUAAUUCAACGUCACCUGAUCUCAAAAGAUUCAUCCUUGAUACGCAAUAUGUUUUAGCCGGGCAAGUUGAUUUUUUAAUUUUACCUGAACAACAGCUACUAGUUUGCUUUCUUUUUUUUUGACUUUUUUGUUGCCAGUCUUUUAAAAUUGACUAAGGAAGUAAUAAAAGCGUUGCAUUUUUGUAAAUACCGUAUAUACCACAAUUUACAGUGAGUAACCAAGUCAUACAAUCUUGAAGAUUUAGGGGUAUAUUUCUUAAAAAUAAACUUUAGCUUGCUUCUAGCUUUUCUCUUUUUCAUAUAAUUUAGGACCUUUUUCAAAGGUAUUCUAGAUGGCUCUCGGUCUCUAUGUCGUUUUACUUGUUUAACGAACUUGGAAUUUUUCCGAGGGGAAUGUUUGUGGAAUUCUUUCGAUGGCGGUACAUCAACAAUGGAAGCUCCCACAACAAAUCUUACAUCUGUUUUUAAAGAUCUGUUAGAAACUAUCCUUAGAUAACAAAUAUCAUGAAUUGUACUUCUACACUUCCCUUGUAGGUUAAAAAUUGCAACAGCUUUCGCAAAUGUCUGGCCAGUGAAAGGUAUUUUCACUUUAGGGGCGAUUUCAUUUCCCAAACAGCGGGUUAAACAGGGCAUAUUUCCCUCAGUGGGAUUUUUAUAAUCCCCAAAGGGGCUCAAUAAUUCCCGUAAUGGGCUUUUCUCUCCCCAAAUGGGGCUCAUUUAUUCCCCGAAGGGACUUUCUUUUCCCCAAAUGGGUCUCAUAAAGCUUAUUUUGUGUCCAAGGCACUCGCAAUAUCGCCGAGUGGUGAUGCUGUUGGCGCCAGGAAAGCUUCCAUCGAUCUACAACUUCAAAGCAUCUUUCAAAACCUUUCACACGGCCGGACAAACAAGUAGUGCGAAUGCUGUGGCAAAUGGACAAAAUACCCUUUAAGAAAUCCAUCACAAAGAUGCAAAACGAAAAGAUCACUUACCUAGCAAGCAACAAACACUGCAAUAAGCUCACGUGAAAUAUACAACAAGAUGGCGGACCUCUUCCUUCGAAAGCUGGACGGAAGCACAUGGUUGUUAACGAAGUUGACGUUUCCUUUUCUCGUAUUUGAUUGGUUCCGAGUCUUUCCGGAAAUUAGUUGUGUGCCACGAGCUGUUGGCGUUGUCCAUUUCUCAAAUCCGAUUGGUUCCAAUAUUCCCCAGAGGAACAAAUUUAACCCGAAAGUAUUACACCCGAAAGUAUUACAGGCUACCGAAAGUAUUACACUUUGAGAAUACUUCAUGUAACAUGUCACGAAAUGGAAUCCACGGUGAAACGUCAUGAGAAAAUCCGCGAUUUUAUCUUAUAUGAAGUAAUGGUCGCGCGUUUUACAGCUUAUGAUUGUGUCUGCAUGCAAAUGCAGCAGACACAAAAAGCCAUAGAGUACUAGAACCUACAUCUUAAAAUAGCUAAAGAAGUAGGAGACAAGCGUGGGGAGGGUGAUGCCUAUGGCAAUCUUGGCAAUGCUUAUCGCCGUCUGGGUGAUUUCAAAAAAGCCAUAGAGUACCACAACCUAGAUCUUAAAAUAGCUAAAAAGUAGGAGACAAGCAUGGGGAGGGUAGUGCUUAUGGCAAUCUUGGCAGUGCUUAUUUUAGUCUGGGUGAUUUCAAAAAAGCCAUAGAGUACUACAAUCUACAUCUUAAAAUAGCUAAAGAAGUAGGAGACAAGCAUGGGGAGGGUGGUGCUCAUGGCAAUCUUGGCAAUGCUUAUGACAGUCUGGGUGAUUUCAAAAAAGCCAUAGAGUAUCACAACCUACAUCUUAAAAUAGCUAAAGAAGUAGGAGACAAGCAUGGGGAGGGUAGUGCUUAUGGCAAUCUUGGCAAUGCUUAUUUUAGUCUAGAGGCGUAA
Pocillopora meandrina is the source of this 13051-nucleotide messenger RNA. NCBI's taxonomy places the organism in Eukaryota, Metazoa, Cnidaria, Anthozoa, Scleractinia, Pocilloporidae. The record is from the annotation of a GenBank genome assembly.